Messenger RNA from Sardina pilchardus (European sardine), 9847 nucleotides. RefSeq lists its product as uncharacterized. Gene Ontology annotation, biological process: intracellular signal transduction; cell surface receptor signaling pathway. Bases 74 to 9286 code for a protein of 3070 amino acids. NCBI's taxonomy places the organism in Eukaryota, Metazoa, Chordata, Actinopteri, Clupeiformes, Clupeidae. Gene Ontology annotation, molecular function: protein binding. The transcript has 31 exons. The record is from RefSeq and is a predicted model, not a curated record.
UGGAUGAGCAACAUCAAGCAGUUCUCUUAAGUGCCUGUGCUUCAAGGAAAUGUUCUCUUAGUCUCUUGCAGAUAUGGCAGAUCCUAUCACAGCUUGCAAAGUAAUUUCACUAGCUGUGGGCAACGGCUUUCUGGUAUACAAACAGCUGCAGAAGGCAAAGAAAAACAAGAAGAGAUUCCAGGACCUAGCAACUCAUGUGAAGGAUGUGACAGAGGUGCUGGAGACUGUGGAGAACCAGGGCGCAGAGGAAGGUGUGGUGAAGAGAGGACUUGAGAUGUUUGAACGAGCUUUGGAGUCCGCCAAGAAACUCCAGCGAGAUUAUGGUCGCUCCAGCUUCUUUACGCGUUGUGUCAGAGCUCAAGGUUUGAAUAGUAGUAUGGAGAAGGUGAAUAAACAGCUGACUGAAGCCAAACACAGCCUGACCCUCGCAUUCCUGAUCGAACAGAGACAAAAACAAACAACGGAUGAACAGAGCAUCUCACCUGAUCAGUUUGUCAAGCUCAUUAGCUGCCUUUGUGAAAUGAAAGACCAAUUGCAGCAGAACGAACUCCAGAGGUUCCUCGAGAAACCAACAGAAACAGAACUGACAUCAGAGCACUGUUCCAAUUUAGCAGACCUGCUGCUCAAGUCCGAGGAGGUCUUGGACGAGUUUGACAUUGAGAAGUACAGCACAACAGAAGACGGUCGGCAGAGCCUUGUACCAGUUGUGAAAUGUUGCAGAAAAGCUCGGCUUACAGAUUGUAAUAUGAACGAGGAAUUCUCUGAGGUUGUGGCCUCAGCCCUGCAGUCAUCCUACCUGAAAGAGCUGUACCUGGACGGCACUAUCUUGUCAGAGUCCGGACUGAAGGCUCUCUGUGGCUCCUUAACCAAUCAGAACUGUGUGCUGGAGAUACUGAGCCUGAGAAAGUGCGGUCUUUCCUCGAGUCACUGUGAGGAUUUGGCCUCCAUUCUCUGCUCCUCGGCCUCCAGCCUGAAGGAGCUGGACCUGAGAAACAACGAUCUGCAGGAUGCUACAGUGGAGCUUCUCUCCUCUGGACUACAGAGCCCUCAGUGUACACUGGAGAUACUGAGACUGUCAGCCUCCAAGCUCACUGAGGCGUCCUGGAGGUGUUUGACGUCGGUCUUCCAGGGGGAACUGGACCUGAGUGAGAACAGGCUGCUGAUGUCUGAGCUGGAGCAGCUGUCGGCAGCACUGAGGAGCCCAGACUGCAGAGUGAACACACUCAGGAUGAAGCAUUGCUCUCUGAAGGAUGACCACUGUAGGGUUUUGGCUUCAGUCCUCAGUUCAGAUGGGUCCCAUUUGAAGGAGCUGGACCUGAGUGACAACGACCUGCAGGACUCAGGAGUGGAGCUGCUCUCCUCUGGACUACAGAGCUCUCAAUGCACACUGAAGAUACUGAGGUUGUCAUUAUGUGGUGUGACUAAAAAAGGCUGUGAGUUUCUGGUUUCUGCUCUGAGUGCAAACCCCUCCUACCUGAGAGAGCUGGACCUGAGCUACAAUCAUCCAGGAGAGGCUGGAGUCAAGCUGCUCUCUGAGAAAAAAGACGACCCUGACUGCAAACUGGACACACUCAAUGUUGAUCAUGAUGCAGAGUGCUGGUUGAAAUCAAGAUUGAAAAAAUCAAUGUCAUGCAAACCUGGUCCGGGCCCGGGGACUUUCCAUUGCCUGUCCAGGGUCGGCAGCUGCCAUCCAGCCAGACUGCGCUCUACUCUCGCCCUGGACUCAUUUCCUGACAGUGGCUCCGUCACCAGUGGACACAACGUGAACAAACAAAAAGAUAGUAGUGUUUUGUGGAGAGUUAUGAGCAAUCAUAAUACCAGUCUGAAGAGGAGGAUUGAGAACGCAUCUGAAGGCAUCAUCAAACCAGGAGCUGAGAUAUGCCUCAAUAAGGUCCACACAGAGCUCUACAUCACACAGAGAGAGAGUGAAGGGGUGAAUAAGGAACAUGAGGUCUGUCAGGUAGAGUCAGCAUCCAGAUAUCAAUCCAAAGAAGACACAACAAUCAACUGCAAUGACAUCUUCAAGCCCUUACCUGGACGGAAGAAGCGCAUUAGAACUGUGAUGACUAAAGGUGUUGCUGGUAUUGGAAAAACAGUAUCAGUGCAGAAGUUUAUUCUGGAUUGGUUAAAUGGGGUAGCCAAUAAAAGUGUGGACUUUAUAUUUCCCCUCUCUUUCCGUGAGCUGAAUUUAAUCAGGGGUGAUCAGUAUAGUCUCCACAGGCUCCUGCUUGACUUCCACCCUGAGCUGAAGACGCUGAAUGAUGGUGAUGAAUACAAAGACUGUCGGGUUGUGUUUAUCCUUGAUGGUUUGGAUGAGAGUCGAAUUUCACUAAAUUUCCAGCCAAAGAAUACAGUGUCUGAUCUUAGUCAGACAUCAUCAGUGGAUGUGCUAUUGACAAGCCUCAUUCAGGGAACUCUGCUUCCCUCUGCACUCAUUUGGAUAACCUCACGACCAGCAGCCGCCAGUCAAAUUCCUGCUCAGUACAUCCACCAGAUUACUGAAGUACGAGGAUUCAGUGACCCACAGAAGGAGGAGUACUUCAGGAAGAAAAUCAGUGAUGAGAAUCAGGUCAACAGAAUCAUCUCACUCAUUAAGGCAUCCAAGAGUCUCCACAUCAUGUGCCGUAUUCCAGCUUUUUGUUGUAUUGCAGCCACUGUACUCCAGCAGAUGCUGGAACAGGACAACACCCAGGAAUUCCCUGAAACUCUGACUGAAAUGUUCAUAUAUCUCUUGAUUGCCCAGACCUCUAAGGCAAAUGGUAAAUAUCAGCAACACAAUGGGAUUGAGAAGAUGAAGGACAUUCUUACAUCCCAGAAGGAAAUCAUCCUGAAGCUGGCAGAACUGGCCUUCAAGAAUCUCGACAAAAGCAGUGUAGUGUUUUACGAAGAAGACCUCAGCGAGAAUGGCAUUGACGUCAGCGAAGCCUCAGUGUACUCUGGCAUAUUCACUGAGAUCUUCAAGGAGGAAUCUGUGUUUCAGAAGAAGGUCUACAGCUUCGUACAUCUGAGCAUCCAGGAGUUUCUGGCUGCACUUCAUGUCUUCGUGUCCAACAGGAAUCAGAUGGAGACCAUCGGACCGUUUUUCUCCUUGGAAGAAUCACUUACGCUUGUGAUAACCAGAGUUCUGGAGAGCAAGAAUGGGCACCUGGAUCUUUUUCUUCGCUUCCUCAUGGGCCUGUCGUCUGAGAAAAAUCAGAGAACUUUGAAUGGUCUACUGAAAAACACACAAAGCACCUCGAAAAGCAUAAAGGAAAUGUGCCGGUACAUUAAAGACCUCGACAAAGAGGAUCUCUCUCCUGAAAGGUGCAUCAAUAUUUCCCACUUCUUAUUAGAAAUGAACGACCAUUCCAUCCAUGAAGAAAUUCAGAAAUAUCAAAAAUCACCAAAUGGCUUCAAAGACAAAUUGUCUCCAGCUCACUGUUCAAUUCUGGCCCACAUGCUUCUGAUAUCUGAGGAGGUGCUGGAUGAGUUUGACCUGAAGAAAUACAACACAUCAGAUGAGGGACGUAGGAGACUGCUCCCAGUUGUGAGGUGCUGCAGAAAGGCACGACUUGUUGGGUGCAAAUGUAGCAAGAUGUCUUGUGAAACAGUGAUGAAGUGUCUGCAGUCUACUAACUCCCUCAUAGAGCUGGAUCUGAGUUGCAAUGCCCUUGGAGAUUCUGGAGUUCAGCUUCUUUCUGCAGGAGUAACUAGUCCCCGCUGCAAACUAAAAACCUUGAGACUUGGUGACUGCAAUCUCAGUGGUGAAUCCUGCAAGAUGGUGGCCUGUGUUCUACAGUCAGUAAGCUCCCUGACAGAGCUGGACCUGAGUCACAAUGACCUUGGAGACUCUGGAGUUCAUCUUCUCUGUAAGGGACUGUCCCAUCACAAUUGUAAACUGCAUAUAUUGAGGCUCUCUGGUUGUCUCGUCUCGGAGAGUAGCUGUCAUGACCUGGCUUCAGUUCUGACUUCAAACCCCUCUCGUCUAAAAGAGCUGGAUCUGAGCUACAACCAUCCUGGAGAAUCAGGACUGAAGCUGUUAUCUGCUAAACUGGAGGAUCCUUACUGUAAACUGGAGACACUUGACAUGGAGCACUGUGCAGAAAUCAGACUCAAACCAGGUGUGCGGAAAUAUGCCUGUGAGCUCACACUGGACCCAAACACAACAGGCAUGCGCCUCACUCUCUCUGAUCAGACGAGGAGAGUGACGGGUUUGAGCAUGAAGCAUGCAGACCACCCAGACAGAUUCCAAUACUGGCCUCAGGUGUUGUGUAGAGAGGGUCUGUCUGGACGCUGCUACUGGGAGGCUGAGUGGAGUGAAGGUGUGGUUCAUGUAGCUGUGGCCUAUAAAAGCAUGAAGAGGAAAGGGAAGAAUGAUGACAGUCGCUUGGGAUGUAAUGCCAAGUCCUGGAGUCUACGCUGCUCUACUGACAGUUACUCUGCCAAACACAAUGAUGAACGCACAGACAUACCUGCCCCCUCCUCCCGCUCCAGAAGAGUUGGAGUGUACCUGGACUGGCCGGCCGGAACUCUGUCCUUCUACAGUGUCUCCUCUGACACACUCACCCACCUGCACACGUUCUACUCCACGUUCACUGCGCCCCUCUAUCCAGGGUUUAUGGUUUAUUUUGAUUCCUCAGCGUCCCUGUGCCAGAUGACAUCAAUGGCAGGUGCUUUCACAGCGUGCAAAGUGAUUUCAGUCGCUGUGGGCAGCGGCUGGCAGAUACACAAACAAUUACAGAAGACAAAGAAAAACAAGAAGAGAUUUCAGGAUCUUGCAACUCAUGUGAAGGACGUGACAGAGGUGCUGGAGACUGUGGAGAACCAGGGCGUGGAGGAAGGUGUGGUGAAGAGAGGACUCGAGAUGUUUGAACGAGCUUUGGAGUCCACCAAGGAACUCCAACAAGAGUAUGGUCGCUCCAACUUCUAUUCGCGCUGUAUCAGAGCUCGCGGUUUUGACAGUAGUUUGGAGAAGGUGAAUAAACAGCUUACUGAAGCCAAACACAGCCUGAUCCUCGCAUUGGUGGUUGAACAGAGACAAAAACAAACAAUGGAUGAACAGAGCAUCUCACCUGAUCAGUUUGUCAAGCUCAUUAGCUGCCUUUGUGAAAUGAAAGACCAACUGCAGCAGAACGAACUCCAGAGGUUCCUCGAGAAACCAACAGAAACAGAACUGACAUCAGAGCACUGUUCCAAUUUAGCAGACGUGCUGCUCAAGUCCGAGGAGGUCUUGGACGAGUUUGACAUUGAGAAGUACAACACAACAGAUGAUGGGCGGCAGAGACUCGUUUCAAUCGUAAAAUGUUGCAGAAAAGCUCGGCUUACAGAUUGUAAUCUGAAUGAGGAAUUCUCUGAGGUUGUGGCCUCAGCCCUGCAGUCAUCCUACCUGAUGGAGCUGUACCUGGACGGCACUAUCAUGUCAGAUUCUGGACUGAAGGCUCUCUGUGGUUCCUUAACCAAUCAGAACUGUGUACUGGAGAGACUGAGCCUGAGAAAGUGCGGUCUUUCCUCGAGUCACUGUGAGGAUUUGGCCUCCAUUCUCUGCUCCUCGGCCUCCAGCCUGAAGGAGCUGGACCUGAGAGACAACAACCUGCAGGACUCAGGAGUAGAGCUGCUCUCCUCUGGACUUAAGAGCCCACAGUGCACACUGGAGAUAUUGAAACUGUCAGCCUCCAAGCUCACUGAGGCAUCCUGGAGGUGUUUGACGUCGGUCUUCCAGGGGGAACUGGACCUGAGUGAGAACAGGCUGCUGAAGUCAGAGCUGGAGCAGCUGUCAGCAGCACUGAGGAGCCCUGACUGCAGAGUAAACACACUCAGACUGAAGCAGUGCUUUCUAAAGGAUGACCACUGUAGGGUUUUGGCUUCAGUCCUCAGUUCAGAUGGAUCCCAGCUGAAGGAGCUGGACCUGAGUGACAACGACCUGCAGGACUCAGGAGUGGAGCUGCUCUCCUCUGGACUACAGAGCUCACAGUGUACACUGAAGAUACUGAGGUUGUCCUUAUGUGGCGUGACUGAGCAAGGCUGUGAGUUUCUGGCUUCUGCUCUGAGUGCAAACCCCUCCUACCUGAGAGAGCUGGACCUGAGCUACAAUCACCCAGGAGAGGCUGGAGUCAAGCUGCUCUCUGACAGAAAAGAUGACCCUGACAGCCAAUUAGACACACUCAAUGUUUAUCAUGAUGAACAGUGUUGGCUGAAGUCAAGACGGGAGAAAACAGUAUCAUUUAAACCACGCGGGUCCGGAGUCGACAGUCGCCAUCCACCAGCCAGACCGAUCUCUACUCUCGACCAGCCCUCAUCCCCUCAAAGGUACGUCAGCAUCCUCAUCCUUUUCAUCAUCAUCAUCAUCAUCAUCACCAUCAGCAUCAUCACCAUCAGCAUCAUCACCAUCUACGUUAUCACAUUGCCCCCCCAGAAUCUGUGGCACCUCUGGGACGCCACCAACGUGAACAUACGAAAAGAUAAUUCUGUUUUGUGGAGAGUUAUGCACAAUCAUAAUACCAGUCUGAAGAAGAGGUUUCAGAACACACCUGAAGGCAUCAUCAAACCAGGAGCCGAGAUACCUCUCAAUAAGAUCUACACAGAGCUCUACAUGAUAGAGGGAGUGCGGGAAGGGGUGAAUGAGGUUUGGCAGAUAGAGUCAGCAUCCAGAGAACAUACCACUGAAGACACUCCGAUCAACUGCAAUGACAUCUUCAAGCCCUUUCCUGGACGGAAGAACAUCAGAACUGUUAUGACCAAAGGUGUUGCCGGCAUUGGAAAAACAGUCUCAGUGCAGAAGUUUAUUCUAGAUUGGUUAAAUGGGGUAGCCAAUAAAAGUGUAGACUUUAUGUUUCCCCUUUCUUUCCGUGAGCUGAAUUUAAUCAGGGGUGAUCAGUAUAGUCUUCACAGGCUCCUGCUUGACUUCCACCCUGAGCUGAAGACGCUGAAUGAGGGUGAUGAAUACAAAGACUGUCGGGUUGUGUUCAUCCUUGAUGGUUUAGAUGAGAGUCGAAUUUCACUAAAUUUCCAGCCAAAGAAUACGGUGUCUGAUCUUAAUCAGACAUCAUCCGUGGAUGUGCUAUUGACAAGCCUCAUUCAGGGAACUCUGCUUCCCUCUGCACUCAUCUGGAUAACCUCACGACCAGCAGCCGCCAGUCAAAUUCCUGCUCAGUACAUCGACCAGAUAACAGAAGUACAAGGAUUCAGUGACCCACAGAAGGAGGAGUACUUCAGGAAGAGAAUCAGUGAUGAGAAUCAGGUCAACAGAAUCAUCUCACACAUUAAGACAUCCAAGAGUCUCCAUAUCAUGUGCCACAUUCCAGCUUUUUGUUGUAUUGCAGCCACUGUACUUCAGCAGAUGCUGGAACAGGAACAGGAAUUCCCCAAAACUUUGACUGAGAUGUUCAUACAUCUCUUGAUUGUCCAGACCUCUAAGGGAAAUGGGAAAAAUCAGCAACACCAUCAGAUUAAAAAGAAGAGGGACAUUCUUAGAUCCCAGAAUGAAAUUAUCCUGAAGCUGGCAGAACUGGCUUUCCAGAAUCUCAACAAAAUCAAUGUAGUGCUUUACGAAGAAAACCUGAGAGAGUGUGGCAUUGACGUCAGUGCAGCCUCUUUGUACUCCAAGACGUUCCCUGGGAUCUUCAAUGAAGAAUCUGUGAGUCACCAGAAGAAAGGCUACUGCUUUGUGCAUCUGAGCAUCCAGGAGUUUCUGGCAGCACUUCAUGUCUUUGUUUCCUACAGCAAUCAAAUGGAGACCAUUGGGCCGUUUUUCUCCUUGGAAGAGUCGCUAAAGUUUACAAUAACCAAUGUUCUGGAAAGCAGGAAUGGGCACCUGGAUCUUUUCCUUCGCUUCCUCAUUGGUCUUUCAUUGGAGGAAAAUCAGAGACUUUUGAAAGGUCUGCUAAAAAACACACACAGCACCUCGAAAAGCAUUAAGGAAACGUGCCAGUACAUUAAAGAACUCGAUAGAGAGGAUCUCUCUCCUGAAAGAUGCAUCAAUCUUUUCCACUGCUUAUUAGAAAUAAAUGACCAUUCCAUCCAUGAAGACAUUCAAAGAUUUCAAAAAUCCCCAAAUGGCCUCAAAGAGAGGUUAUCUCCUGCCCACUGUUCAGCACUGGCCCAAAUGCUUCUGAUGUCUGAGGAGGUGCAGGAUGAGUUUGACCUGAAGAAAUACAACACUUCGGAUGAGGGACGCAGGAGAUUGAUCCCAGCUGUGAGGUGCUGCAGAAAGGCACGACUUCUUGGGUGUGGACUCAACCAGAUGUCCUGUGAAACAGUGAUGAAGUGUCUGCAGUCUACUAACUCCCUCAUAGAGCUCGAUCUCAGUUGCAAUGCCCUUGGAGAUUCUGGAGUUCAGCUUCUUUCUGCAGGACUAACUAAUCCCCACUGCAAACUACAAACCUUGAGACUUGGUUGCUGUAAACUCAGUGGCGGAUCCUGCCAGAUUGUGGCUACUGUUCUACAGUCAGCAAACUCCCUGAUAGAGCUGGACCUGAGUCACAAUGACCUUGAAGUUGCUGGAGUUCAUCUUCUCUCUAAGGGACUGUCCCAUCACAAUUGUAAACUGCAGAUUUUAAGGCUCUCUGGUUGUCUCAUCUCAGAGAGUAGCUGUCACGACCUGGCUUCAGCUUUGACUUCAAACCCCUCUCAUCUAAAAGAGCUGGAUCUGAGCUACAACCAUCCUGGAGAAUCAGGACUGAUGCUUUUAUCUGCCACAAUGGAGGAUCCUCACUGUAAACUGGAGAUACUUAAUACGGACCACAGUGCAGAAAUCAGACUCAGACCAGGUGUGCGUAAAUAUGCCUGUGAGCUCGUAUUGGACCCAAACACAGCAAGCAGACGUCUCACUCUCUCUGAUCAGAACAGAACGGUUAGAGGCGUGAGUGAGAGCUAUCCUGACCACCCAGACAGAUUCCACUACUGGCCCCAGGUGUUGUGUAGAGAGGGUCUGUCUGGACGCUGCUACUGGGAGGCUGAGUGGAGUGAAGGUGUGGUUCAUGUAGCUGUGGCCUAUAAAAGCAUGAAGAGGAAAGGGAAGAAUGAUGACAGUCGCUUAGGAUGUAAUGCCAAAUCAUGGAGUCUACACUGCUCUCCUGAGAGGUAUUCUGCCAGACACAAUAAUGAACGCAUUGACAUUCCUGCCCCCUCCUCCCACUCUAGAAGAGUAGGAGUGUACCUGGACUGGCCGGCUGGCACUCUGUCUUUCUACAGCGUCUUCUCGGCCACGCUCACCCACCUGCACACGUUCCACUCCACAUUUACUGAGCCCAUCUAUCCAGGGUUUAUGGCUUAUUAUGAUUCCUCAGUGUCCCUGUGCCCGAUGACAUGAGGACAUAGUGCUUUGGGGCAUCAUUCAAUUCCACAUCAUAUGAUUUCCUGCUAAGGAAGCCCCAUAAUUUCUCAAACAAAAGUAAUAAAAAAAGGUCUGCGCUCUCGGAGUGCUUUUCUAGUUAUAAAUAUAAGCUAUAGAUAGUAGUCAAAUGUGGAAAAAUAGCCAUUUCAAUGAUUGUGGGUGGCCCCACAUUUGUAUAUGAUAUGUAUAUCAAAUAUGUCUUUGUAUAUAAUGUAUGUCAUUAAAUGUAUAUGAAACCAUGACAAUUAUAUUGUCAGUGUUCUGGGAUUGGAAUUGCAUGGACUCUUUUCUGGAUUUUUCUGGGAGUGGGACUGUAUAGAAACCAUUCUGGACAUGUCUUAUGACUAUACACUGGUUUGAAACUUGUUUUAUUAUUACAUUUUAUAAUACAUAUAUUUUAUUGGCCAAUUAAUUCAUAAAUCCCUCUUGAUCUUGAGAACCAGUGUGUAAUGUCCACCUCAUGAAGAAUGCUUAGCUUAGCAGAUUGUUGCUGUUCCUCAUGGAAAUUGAGAAGUGCUACUAAAAUGAAGACAGGAA